AUGGACCUGUUUGGAAGCAACCCGGGGAACAGUUGCUGCAAGAGAAGGGGUAGGACAGCGCGUGGUAGAGCUAGGCGCAGCGGAGCGGUGAGGGGGAGACUGAUAAAGCCGAAGCGAACCAGUGAAGAGCGUGGGGAAGGAACAAACCUCUUUAGCGUCAGUUCUGGAGAGGAAAAAAGGAGAGCUCCUGGCAGGAAGAGGGGCUUCUCUAAUGGAAGCGUAAGUAAUGAGGAUAGUUCCGGGGGAGAUAAGGAGAAAAAGAAAAAGAGGAAGGUGAGGAGUAGGUGCCUGUUCAGCAGCAUCUCGGAUGGGGGCAGCCCUAAAAGGGAGGAAGGCAAAUUGGGGGAGAGAAGCCCCCCUGGGAGUCGCUCCAACUGUCUGUUUAGCAGCGAUGUGGAGGAGAGAAGCCCCCAGGGGAGGAACCCCAGCUGUGUGUUUAGCCACGACGUGGAGAAGGCAAAUCGAGGGGAUAGAACCCCCCAUGGGAGUAUCCCCAACUGCCUGUUUAGCAGCUCCUCGGAGGAGACCCCCCAAGGCGGGUCAGAAGAGAAAACCAAGGAGGAAGUUCAAAAUGGGGAGGGUGCAAAACUGCAAAGCAGAAUGUGCAUAAGGGAGGGAAAUUUCCACCUCAGCUUUGGAGAAACGGGGAAAACGCGAAAGAAGACGCCUUCCUCUGCGAACGUGGGAUUACAGAGGAGAGCUAAAAUUGCAAACAGGUGUGGCUACCAGGCGAGUGGGGGUGGGAGCCUUCGGGGCAUGAGAGGAAGAAGAGGGAGAAGGGCGACCCCCUACUAUGGCCUUAAUGCCACGAAGGGGGAAGGGAUGUACCGCCUAAUAAAUUUUGAGAAGUUAAAAAAGAGAGCCUCGAGGAAGCUAAACUUUGUGAGCAUAAUUGACAUGUCGAGGGGGGGCGGCGACUCGUCAGUAGCUUCAUCAGUAGGUUCGCCGCCUCGUUCGCCGCCUCACUCUCGAGGGGGCAGCUCCGAGGAGGACAUUUUAAACCGCACGGGCGUGAGCCACGUGGCGUCCAGCGAGUCAACGCAAGAAAGCAGGAGCGACCGUGCAGCUCGUGCAGCAGUGGAUGAAGAGAGAAACAGCAACAGGACUAUAGACGUGUACAGUUACUACUACCAGGGUAGGCACGAGGGUGAGUCGGCUCCGCACAGGGAUGUGGAAAAAAUGGGGGGCGGUGGAAAUUGCCCCGUAGGAGAAAAGCUAUAUGAACGUUUGUUUGGCCAGGCGGAAGGGAAGCCGAAUUGGAGGCAGGAGCAGACGCUGCUUUAUGGGGGGGAAGCCACUUCAGGCGGGAUGCACACACCCUUGCAGAUGAAUCGGCCGAGGAACCAACGAGUGAGCCGAAACAAUUUCAUGCUGCAAAGAAAUUUCCAACUGUAUAGAAAUUUUAAAAAUAUAAAUGUAGAAAUGUCUCGACAGAACAACCUAAAGGGAUUGAAUCUCAAAGAAAUGGUGGUGAAGUUCAUUCGGCUUGUUAACAAGAACGUGUUGGCGAUGAAUGAACGGGGAGAAAUGGCCAUCUCGCAGGGGGGAGAUCAUUCUGGAGAGGAUUCCCAAGACACGAGUGAUGUGGAGGAGUGGUAUGUGACCAGGGGGGACGCCACAAAAGGGGGAGACACAAAAACACAGCCAUCUUUGCAACAGACAGAGGGAGAACAUCCCCAGUUGGAGCUAGCCAAAUGUGCGUGCAUUUUCUGCUCAGAAAAAAAAAAAAUCCUCACAAAUGGGGAAAUGCAUGUAUGUACAUUUAAAUAUUUGGACGAAAGAAAAAACGAAGACACCGUGGUGAAGCCGUUUUUCAUGCACCGCUAUGUGUUCACCGCGUUCAUCAAUUAUUAUAUUCACUACGGGGGGGCGGCGUGUGUGCAGGGGGGGGAGAAGCGAGGGGAGGCGGGAGGCGAGGAGGGAGAAGAGGAGGAAUCAUCGGAGAGGGGAGCAAUUUUCCACUGGUACAAAUUUGCCAAACACGUGACGAAAAAAUAUGGCAUUAAGGGGGUACUCCUUUUUGCGGCGAAACGAGUGACGCUGACGAGUGUGGGGAUCCACGUGGAAGGGGCGAACGCGUUGCAGGAGGGUGAAGAGCUCGUCGUGGUUAUUAACUUUUUUAAGUGGAGGGUGAUGAGGAGACGUUACGAGGAGGUUGUAAAGUUGAAGAGGAGGAAAAGGGAAAGGGAAAGGGAAAGUUUAAGCUUUUUAAAAACAUUUUCCUUUUUUGUUAAAUCGGUUGAUGAGUAUUGCCUGCUGUGUGAUAUCCGAGUGGAUGAUCUCAACGGCAGAAAAAAUUUUCGCCAAAAAAAAAGGAGCCACACCAGUCAGCCAUUUUGCAAAAGGGAGGAUAAUACCCAUCGGAACGGGUGCACCUUCUUUGGCCCUUCCUACUUUUCCUACAACGAGGUGAGGGUUGGCCAAAUUGAGGACGCGCUGAACCGCGAAUUGGCCAACUCGCGUCUGCAGUUCGCCCUCGUCGAUUCGCUCAGCGUCUCCACGGGGCGCGCGCCCUACCUCUUCCCCGCGCAUAUGCUGCUGCUCGUCUGAAGAGGGUGUAGGCGGCGUUGAAUGGGGUGGAUAAGCUGCGUUACGCUUCCUUUUAGCCCUCCUCAUCGUGUGAGCUGUUCAAAUGGCUGCAAGUGGGGAGGACCCACCCCGAGUAAGAAGCGCUCACCCCGCUGCCGCCCCCCGUGGAGAAGCAAAUGAACACACCUUGGAGACUCCCCUGGGCGAGCCGACCCAAACGGAAGCAAACACCAUUUCAU
Molecule: messenger RNA, 2768 nt
Organism: Plasmodium vivax (malaria parasite P. vivax)
Lineage: Eukaryota; Apicomplexa; Aconoidasida; Haemosporida; Plasmodiidae
Exons: 1
Coding region: 1-2550 (849 amino acids)
Source: RefSeq, a predicted model, not a curated record